AUGGAUGAGUACCAACUGUGGGCGCCUAUUGCCAAAAAGUACACUGUGCACGACGAGACGUACCUGUGGACCCGAAACUUGCUGGCCAACGGAUUCAAGCCGUACAACGAACUCGGUUUGGAGAAGGCGAGACAGCAUAUCAAUGAGAGGACCAGGAUGCAAACCCCCGUAACUGACUACAUCGGUGAUGAGUGGGAGGUAAUUGUGCCAUCGCCCUACUCAAAAGACGGAAUUCCCGUAACGGUGUAUAAACCUUCCUCGGCACCGGAAGUUCCCGCCAUAUUCAUGUAUUUCCAUGGAGGAGGUCUCCUCUUGGGGAAUCGCAAAAUGAGUGAGGGGAUCGUCCAGAUUAUUGCAAGGGAUACCGGGGCGAUCGUCCUGACCGUCGAAUACCGGUUGUUACCAGACCCAGUAUUCCCUUUCGCCCCUUUUGACGACGGGGUCGUCGUCACCAAUUGGGUUUUAGAAAACAAGGAAGUAGUCGGUGGUAACCCGGACAGUAAAGUCGGCGUCGGGGGUGACAGCGGUGGUGGUCAUCUCGCCGCCAGCGUCACGAAUGACGUUCGAGGGCUGGACUUCCAGGUUCUCGUCUACCCCAUGACGGACACGACCUUGUCCAGUCCAACCAUCCAAGAGUUCGCUGAAUGCCCUACACUCUGUCAAGCGGAUGUCAAAUGGUUUGUGGAAACCAUGGCAGGACCCAUCCCCGACUACAACAGCAACCCAAGGGUCAACGUCAUGGUGCGCACCAACACCGGGGACUCCCCACCGACCCUCAUGAUCCUCGCGGAACUCGAUCCUAUGAAGGGCGGUGGGCUCGACUACGCCGACAUGCUGAGAGCCGCCGGGGUGAGCGUUCAGUGUGAGAUAAUCAAGGGCGUCCCUCACGUCUUCUUCAUCAUGCGCGAUAUUUUUAAGACGAAAUGCGCUGAAGCCUACGCCCAUGUCGUCAAAUUUCUAAAACAAUUCCAGUCAAAAGCUAUUGACUAA
Lymnaea stagnalis (great pond snail) is the source of this 990-nucleotide messenger RNA. The record is from the annotation of a GenBank genome assembly. NCBI's taxonomy places the organism in Eukaryota, Metazoa, Mollusca, Gastropoda, Lymnaeidae.